AUGGAUCAACUGACAAUUGAUAUAAAAAAGGCAGAUGUUUGUGAUGCAGAUAUGCAUCGAUAUCUUUUUUCAACUUCAAUUGACAAUGAAAGCAUAAUAAACAUAACAAAAGGAUUAUUUACAUUUAGUUUAGAUGACUUUACAUGUAAACCAUUUUCUGAAAAUAAUAAAAUUGGGGUUGGAAAUUUUGCAGAUAUAUAUAAAGUUUUACAAAAAAAUGGAAAAUAUGUUGCAUUAAAAAUGUUAAAAACACAUAAUACAACAAUUAACUAUCAUUAUUAUAAUGAGAUAAAUGCCUUAAAACAAUUAAAUCAUCCAAAUAUAAUAAAAUUUCUAGGAAUUUUAAAAGGUAACUUACUUGGAAUUAUUUUAGAAUAUCAUGAAGGUGGUAAUUUAAAGGAUAUAUUAAAAAAUUGGAAGUCUCAAUAUUGUGAAAAUAUAAAUAAAUGGAUUAUUGGUUUAUCAUCUGCACUAGUUUCAAUUCAUAAUAUUAAUUUUUGUCAUGGUGACAUUAAUCCUUUUAAUAUUUUGUUGUCUAAUGAUUUAAAGACAGCAAUCUUUUGUGAUUUUGGUUCUUCGAAAGAAAAUAAUCAAAAACCAGAAGCAUUUGCAGGAAUGUCAUGUUACAGACCUCCAGAACUUAAUUUUUCUUCUUCAUAUACAACAAAAUGUGAUAUUUACAGCUUUGGUAUGGUUUUGUGGGAAAUAUUUACAAGAGAGUCACCAUAUGAUACAUCUAAAAAUGAAAUUGAAAUUAUGUGGAAUGUUGCUUAUGCUAAUUUGAAACCAAAUAUUUGUAAUAGUAAAAUUCCAGUAUCUUUUCAAGAAAUUAUUAAUUCAUGCUUAGAAGUAUGUCCAGAUAAUCGAAUAUGUUCAGAGGUGUUGUAUAAAAAAAUAACAGAAAUCUUGUGA
Strongyloides ratti is the source of this 912-nucleotide messenger RNA. Its product is annotated as Mitogen-activated protein kinase kinase kinase 7. Gene Ontology annotation, molecular function: ATP binding; protein serine/threonine kinase activity. Lineage: Eukaryota; Metazoa; Nematoda; Chromadorea; Rhabditida; Strongyloididae. Gene Ontology annotation, cellular component: cytoplasm; nucleus. Gene Ontology annotation, biological process: mitotic DNA damage checkpoint signaling; protein phosphorylation. The record is from RefSeq and is a predicted model, not a curated record. The coding region runs from base 1 to 912 and encodes 303 amino acids. The transcript is spliced from 2 exons.